Messenger RNA from Glycine soja, 1108 nucleotides. RefSeq lists its product as uncharacterized. The transcript has a single exon. Lineage: Eukaryota; Viridiplantae; Streptophyta; Magnoliopsida; Fabales; Fabaceae. Bases 95 to 664 code for a protein of 189 amino acids. The record is from RefSeq and is a predicted model, not a curated record.
AACCCUCUCUCCCGUGGCAUACCAAAAACACAUUCUCUCUCUCUCUCUCUCUGUAAAUACUAAAAAAGAAAAGAAGAAAAACAAAUAAACAGUGAUGGAAAUUGAGGCAAGCAGGCCGGUGGUGGCAAAGAAGGUAUGGAACAUGGUACGCGUGUUGUUCUUCAUGCUGAGAAAGGGCAUAGCCAAGAGCAAAAUAAUGGUGGAGUUCCAUCUCAUGCUCAAACGUGGGAAACUUGCACUUAACAACCUCAUCCUCAACCAUCACUACUACAACAUGCAGACCUCCUUCUUCACAUGCCGAUCCCACCACCACAGCACCUUCAUCUCCCCAAGCGACUACGAGUUCAGCUGCAGCAACAGCCCUGCCAUCCCCACCAAACGCACCAACCGCUUUUCCACCAAAUCCCUCUCCUCAGUUCAGAAGGUUCUGGAGAUCCUCAACAACGAAAACAAUAUUAAUUCUCCCUUUCCUGGCUUCGGAAAGAGCCCUGCUUCUGUCAGACAGCUAAGAGUCACCGACUCACCCUUCCCUCUCAAGGACGAAGAGGAUAGCCAAGUCGACGUGGCAGCCGAAGAAUUCAUUAAGAACUUCUAUAAGGACCUCAACUUGCAAAAAAAAAUGGCAUAUCUUGACUCCCCCUAUCAUAUUUCCUGGAACAGAUGAUCCAUCAAUAUUACUACUGUUUUCAACUUCAGUAUUUCCAGGGAGAACUUUGUGCCCGCAUUCGACUUAAAAUCUCACAUGAACCAAACCUUCUGCAUAUUUUUGGCUGCUAUAUAUAUAUCAUCAAAGUUGCAUGAUCAUAUUUGCACGCUGACAUGGAUGACUACUCAAGUCACGUGACCGACUUUGUUGCUUUCGUUUUAUGCAGCAGCUUCUUUGUUUUUUUUGGAUCGGUUCUUGAGAGAUGAUUGUCUUGAUGUUUAUUUAGUGUUUUUGCAUAUACUGUCUUGUUUCGGUUCACUACACUGUACUAUAUUAGUGUUUGGAACUGUUUUUUUUUUCCCUGUAUUUUUGGGUUUUGAAUGUUGGUGAUUAAUGAUGGAUAGAAAAAGAAAUGAAAGGAAAAAAAGAAAUAAUAAAAGGAGAUGUGAUGUGUUUGUUAAA